Molecule: messenger RNA, 1029 nt
Organism: Lampris incognitus (smalleye Pacific opah)
Lineage: Eukaryota; Metazoa; Chordata; Actinopteri; Lampriformes; Lampridae
Gene: matn3a
Product: matrilin 3a
Exons: 5
Coding region: 1-1029 (342 amino acids)
Molecular function (GO): calcium ion binding
Source: RefSeq, a predicted model, not a curated record
AUGACGUCUUUAUUGUGGAGCCUGGUUUAUUGUGUCCCUCUCUUUUUAUCCGACGUACGGGGGACGUACCCGCUCGGCGCACCGGACCACCAGCGCGCCUCGGCGCAAAGUUACGCACAGAGCAGAAGUAACGCGCGGCCGCCGCACAGGACGCUCGACCCGUCAAAAACAGACUCUCAGUGCAGGAGCCGCCCGCUGGACCUGGUUUUCAUCAUCGACAGUUCUCGCAGUGUGCGCCCCGGGGAGUUUGAGAAGGUCAAGAUAUUCCUGGCGGACAUGGUGGACACGCUCGACGUGGGACCGGAUGCCACCAGGGUGGCUGUGGUCAACUACGCCAGCACGGUCAAGAUUGAGUUCCUGCUCAAAGAUCACCUCAACAAGCCUGACAUGAAACAAGCCAUCUCCCGCAUCGAACCGCUGGCGGCGGGCACCAUGACCGGCCUUGCCAUCAAGACGGCCAUGAACAAAGCCUUCACCGAACAGUCCGGCGCCAGGCCACGAUCCACGAAGAUCUCCAAGGUGGCCAUCAUCGUGACGGACGGGAGGCCUCAGGACCAGGUGGAGGAGGUGUCCGCUGCUGCUCGGGCCUCGGCCAUCGAGAUCUACGCCGUCGGGGUUGACCGGGCCGACAUGCGCUCCCUGCAGCAGAUGGCUAGCGUUCCUCUCGAGGAUCACGUCUUCUACGUGGAGACCUACGGCGUCAUUGAAAAGCUGACCUCAAAGUUCCGGGAGACCCUGUGUGGUGUGGACCCCUGCACCAUGGGACACGACUGCGAGCACAUAUGUGUCAGCAGCAGCGCCUCGUAUCACUGCAAGUGCCGGAGCGGGUAUGUCCUGAAUGGCGACAAGAGGACUUGUUCUCUGAAAGAGGUGAAGGUGAAGGUGAAGGUGGUGGAAGACCCCUGUAAAUGUGAGGCCAGACUGGCUUUCCAGAAGCAAACACAGGCUGCCAUCCAGCAGCUCACGGCCAGACUGGCAGAUGUGACGGGGAGAGUGGAGCAGCUGCAGAGCCUGGUGGGCCGCGGUUAG